AUGUACGACGACGAUCCCGAAUCCAAUGACGAUGAUGAUGACAACGAUAUCCCUUAUACGCCGCAGCCGCACCUCCCCACUGAUCCGAUUUUCGUUCCCCCUGCUGCUCCCAACCCGCCGACAACUCCUGGAUCAACAGCCAUGACUCCCGCACAAUUCUAUUAUGAUCCAGUGCUCAUACAAGAGAUUCUUCGACUGGAGUCUCGAUGCAGAGCACUGGAGGCGCAUGCGGCGUUGCUCGAGGACCACGUCAUCGAACUGAGGCAAAAAGUGAAUGCGAAGGAGAAUCGACCCACUAAGCGGCCCAAGCUCAACGUUGAGGCGCGCUGUUUGACGUCGGAUGAGGGAAGGAAACUUGCAGCAGAGGCAGAGGCAGAGAGAAUGGCGAAGGAGAAGGAGAAGGGAGACCGUGCCAAAGUAAACAAGGAGAAGGAGGAUGCGGCGCAGAAGCGUAGAGAGGAACGAGAUCCGGAGGAGCCUUUCAAUGGCAUGUUGCAGGGUAGGUCCAAGCCCGAGCUCGUCGAUGUCACCUAUGAUUUGGGCUUGGACUGUGCGGGCACGAAGCAAAUGCUCACGGAUCGAAUCAACGAGCAUUUCAAUGUCAAUCCCCUGAAGAGGAAGUCGGACAAGUACGUCGGACUCUUCGAACGUGUUGCGCGCGCGCCUGCGGCUCCCGUGCAGCCUCCAUCUGAGCCGGUGAAAUGCUGA
Molecule: messenger RNA, 708 nt
Organism: Mycena citricolor
Lineage: Eukaryota; Fungi; Basidiomycota; Agaricomycetes; Agaricales; Mycenaceae
Source: the annotation of a GenBank genome assembly